CUCAGCACCUCCCAAAUGUUGAGCCCGAGUCGUGAAGUGCUGCUUUUCAGGGGGGCGAGGUUGGACGGGAGGGAGACGACGGGGGAGGAAAAAAGCGACGGACGCCACACAGAAAGUCGCCUGUGAGAAAUCCGCCCGACGUGUCCGCUGACCGGCUCCGAUCGCCCGGCUGGAGGAACCAAAAAUCAGUUGAGAUGGCGACAGUCAGCGUGAUCGCCUUCAGCUUUCUGCUCACCACAGCUCUUUCUGCGCCCGUGAAAAACGACGGCGACUCCAUGACGUUGUUCCACGGGGAGGAUUUCCACAUCAUGUUGCCCUCACUGGCGCUGGAUGUCACGUUUCGCAACAGGUCCGCUCCGCGGGCGGGCGACGUGUUCCUGAUGCGGGGCGGCAACGUGGUCCACAAUCGGGCCAAAGUCAACCGCCACCUCAGCCACCUCAUCAUAGACAGUGUGGGCGAGGGGGACGAGGGCGUGUACACCGUGAAGAAUCUGGAGGCGCCAGAAGACAUCAGGAGCAUUACGCUGAUAGUCCGAGAUUGCUCCAACGAGCAGAUCAUUAAAUAUGGAGACAACUACCAUAUUCCGCUGUCAGGGGUGACUCCUCCCAUCACCUUGGAGUACAGGCCCAGUGCUGUGGAGGCCAACCUGACAUCUAGACCUGCUCUGGUGCUGCUGACCAGCGCCAAUAUGUCCAGAGAAGGCUACCACGGCCGGAUUGGCGUCACUGAGCGCCACGUCACCCUCAAGGCCGUCACGGGUGCAGACGAAGGCAGCUACACCAUCAGGGACGACAAAGGCGAUAUCCGAAAGAAAGAGUGUCUCAACGUCAAAGAGCACCUGUACUUUGAGACCUUGCCAUACGGUGAAAAACUGAAGAUCAACCUGAUACUCAACAGUUCCUUGGUCCAUCUCUUCUACAUACAGGAAAAGGACCCCACGCCCCAUCUGCUGCUGGACAAGGGGGAAUUUACAAAUGCCAAAACAGAUCUGGGCUUUGAGGACCGUCUCUUCAUGGAGGGUUCUCGAGUUUAUCUGGAUCAGGUCAAGGGGGCAGAUGUGGGCCAGUUCAAAAUUACCGACAUACUGGGGUUCACUGUGUCUACCAUCCACUUGGAGAUGCAACCCUACAAGCUGGAGUCAGUGUAUGUAGCCAUCAUUGCCCUGUUGGGUCUGCUGGUCUUCCUCCUGCUGGUUUGUCUGCUGUCCUGCCUGAUCAAAGUGAAGAAAAGGGCCAAGAGGGCUGCUGCCCUCAAGAAGAUCGCCCAGGAUUCUGGCAAAGUGGACGAAGGAGAGGCCUUCAGACAGGUGGUCAAGAACAUCACCAAACUAAGUGAGGACUCCAAGCACUCCCAGGCAGACAAUACAGAGAAAUCUCAGAGCACUGAGGUGGAUAUUAAAGGUCUCGAGGUUUCCUCCAAAGAGGUUGGGGUCGGCAACCUCGACACCAGCGACUCUGGCGUCGGCUUUAACACCGCCCUCCCACUAGACACCGACACCGAUGCCCCCGAUCAAAACCUUGACUCAUUGGCCGUAAGCGUCUCUGUUGAUUCCGAAAUCAAACCGUGUCCCCCGCCCGCCGCUGCCGAGUCCAAGCCGAGCACCCCUCCAGCUACGGAAGUUAAGUCCAGUCCGGCAGCUAAAACUAAAGCCUCUCCGUCGCCCGAGAUCAAGAAAACCCCUGAACAGCCACUGGAGGCGCAGUUGGAUGUACCCAAAUCAGCAGAAGUUAAGCUUAUCCCAGCCUCCAGCCCCGAGCCCAAGGCCGGUCUGAGUCCAGCUGAUCCAAAGCCCCCAGCAAGCCCAAGUCCAGAGCCUAAACCAGCUUCUCCCCAAGCCGCCACUCCCACACCGGAGAGUAAGGGCGCUCUGACGCCCAAAGCCGAGCACCCUAAACCGACCACACCGGAGAGUAAGGGCGCUCUGACGCCCAAAGCCGAGCACCCCAAACCGACCACACCGGAGAGUAAGGGCGCUCUGACGCCCAAAGCCGAGCACCCCAAACCGACCACACCGGAGAGUAAGGGCGCUCUGACGCCCAAAGCCGAGCACCCCAAACCGACCACACCGGAGAGUAAGGGCGCUCUGACGCCCAAAGCCGAGCACCCUAAACCGACCACACCGGAGCCAAUCACCAACGGUACGCCCGAGCCGGGCGAGGAUUCCAAACCGAGCCUGAAUCACGCUGAUAUUAUCGGAGCUCCAAAAGCAGCUCCGCCUAAAACCCCUGAAGUGGAGCAGAAAUCCAGCGGCGCCGCACUGGAAGCUGGCAAGGACGACAGCGUGGCUGAGGCCUCAAACACCACCACUUGAGAACUGCCGCUGCCAAAAAAAUCGUUGAGAUCUCCUGAGUCUACCGCCGCUGUAGACGAACACCCCUCACCAAAUAAUGAAGAAGCCACUGGGGCAAAAGACUUAACAUGUCUAAUGCCUGAACACAGUAAUACCUUGACGACAGUGUCGCACUCACCAACUAACACAUCGUUAAGACUCUCUAAUUUGAAGAAAAAAAAAUCACUUAACAAAAGCGGCUUGUUGAUGAAAUUAACUCUAACUUUGCAAAUAACACUUCACAUAAGGUCUUUUCUAACAUUAUGAGGCAGCCAGAAAGGUUGACAAGAUUUCACUAAAAUACACAGAUUCCUUAUUUGAGCUUAACUAGUAAUUGACCUCCAUCUAAAAUGCUUGUUUCUCUGUCAGCAUGUGGGUAGAACAGACAAAAUGCAUGCAAUUUUCUGCUCAAAACAAGCAAAAGUGAAGACCCUUUUGAUUGGACAUCAUCAAAACGGAAACAAAAGCCCUUUCACACACUGUACAUAGCUGAAGUAUGGAUGUUAUACGCUUGUGCUGGUGCUCUGGCUUCAGUGAUAUCUGCAAUACAUUAUCACAUAUUAAAAAAAGAUUUGUGUGACUUUACCCACAUAAGAACACGUACUAAUAAUAUUAACAUUACUAUUUAUGGUAUCUGAGACUGAGAUUCACGCCCCCAGCUGAUGUCUCAGAUCUCAGAUUAAAUGUGUUUUGCAAACGGAUCCCUCAAGCCUGGAUCAACCACUCUACUGCCUUUGAUCUCAAUUUCCCCUCAGCUCUAUAAAAAAACACAUUAUUUCCUCAGUUUAGUAGCAAGCGGCUGCCAGCAGCUUAAUGGGACCACCGUGUUCCUGCUGCACAUCUGUGUGCAUGAAAAUGCAAGCAUUGUUAUUCCUUCUUCUUCCCUCGUCCUUUGUCUGUCCUUCCUUCAAUGGUCCAACCCCUUCUCUCCUACCUCCUUCCUCUCCUUCCCUUUGCCCGGGAUUAAUUCUUAACCUCUCAAGGACACAAGCUCGACAGAGAUUAGGUGUUUACAUGAUUUUUUAGUUCAAAAUAAAUAUUUUCAAUCAAUUUUUCUUACAAAUAAAUUAAAAUAAUACAAAACGUGAGAAUUAUAAAAAAGCGAUAUCACAUGAAGUUAUGUUCAAAUAUGAUCAUUGGAUAUUGGAUAUUAUAUAAACACCAAGAUAAUAGAUCAAAUUAAGGGGCUCCGAUGUUGAGUGGACAAACAGUAUCAGAUGUAUCAGUGUCGGAUGUAUUGCACAAUAUAAAAAAACGGAAUAUGCCGGCUUUCUAGCUGGUAUUGCUGAAAUAACCACAAACCAAUUUUCUUUAUACACACGCACAGACACACACACUCCAUCCUUGUAAAUAUUGCAUGUGUACGCCGGUUUAACCCCUGUAAGGCUGAUUGUUUCCAGUGUAUAGAACGGUUAUUGUAUUAUACUUCUAAUCUAAAUUUCUCACCAUCCUUAAAUCCAGAAUAUAAAAUAUAUACACAUAGAGUACUAUAUCCACUAAUAUUCACUUACGUCUUAAACUAAUUUAAGAACCAAAUAUUGUACAAAUCCAUGAAGACUUUAUUAGAUCUUUUCAGAUCAAUUUUUUGCAUUUAUAGCCAUUCCAACCAGACGAUACUCACAGCAUACGGCAUCUCUCACGGUAUUUACACAUUGUAUUCAAAUGUUUAACCUAUGCCACUUAAAGCACUGACUGCAGCAUGCCCACAACAGGAAAAAAAGGCUUUUAUUGUCCUGUAACAGAAGAGGGAUAUUUUAACGUCGCCAUCAUGUGUGUUUGAGGUGCUUCUGUUUAAGCGUUUGUGCCUAUGAUGCACAUGUGUUUGAAUGUGAUGAUUUACGCGAUGAGGGUUAAUGCAUUUUGAAUCUCUGCAUAGUCAGUUCGUACAGAAUGACACCCCUGUACGCUAUGUGUGCUCAUCCGUCUGUUGUGAGGUAAUCAUGUGCCUGCUUACAUCGUCUUGCAACGUGAAGAAAAAAACAGUGCUGUGUUUAAGUCAUGAGUGUGAAUGUUUAACGCCACAACAUAUCGUAACAGAUAUUGUAACCUUGAGAUAUUUGAGUGACUCGUGUCUUUUUUUUAGUGCCUAAAUACUGGAUAGUUGGCCUGUAUUCUGUCAUUUGCAGACACUCCUAAUAGCACCUUUUUAUUACAAGGAAGGGUAUGAAAGAAAGAAGUUUGCACAGCUGACUGAACGAGGCGGUACCACUGGCCUAUGAUAUGCUAUCAUGUGUGUGACGGAUUGUAUUGAAAGUGAUAAUGAAAGUCUGACUUUGAGAUUUUUCCAGGUUCACGAGUGAAUCAAGUCUGUGGCACACGGGUGCAUUGAUCAAAGCAGCGGGUGAAUGACGAGGCUGAAUGACGAGGCAACAUAACCCUGAGUAACCCUCAGGGUUAUGUUGUGCUAAGCACUCGACGAGGGAGUCUUGAAGCAGAGCGUCCAUGCACCACCUCUACUGUGUAUUGUCAACGGUUGUAACACCACUCCAGAGGGAGCGGGGAUGUGAGACAGGCAGACACUGUGUGCGGCGCAGGGCCAGCCUUUGGUUUACAAAUUACCAGCAUCUUUAAGAAGGCUCAGUUUAGUGGGAUUGGAGUUGUUACAUCAAACAGGGGGCCAGAGGGAUUCCGGAGUCGUACCCACCUCUGAUUACCCACUUUAAAAUACACCACUACUUUUAAUACCACUGGCACUUCUUGCUCUUUGUGAGCAGUCUCUGCCCUUGUCUUCUCUGUUUACUUCUGCUGUUUUGGCAUUGGUGUGGUGUGACAUCCCACAUGUUCUCUCUGCACUCUCUUUUUGCACAACACUCCACACAGAUGUUUUGUAAAAUGUUUUCUUUAUUUCAUGUCUAAAGGAAUACUAAGAAUAAACAAGUGAUCAUGA
Messenger RNA from Gasterosteus aculeatus aculeatus (three-spined stickleback), 5217 nucleotides. RefSeq lists its product as uncharacterized. NCBI's taxonomy places the organism in Eukaryota, Metazoa, Chordata, Actinopteri, Perciformes, Gasterosteidae. Gene Ontology annotation, biological process: cellular response to lipopolysaccharide; negative regulation of T cell proliferation; T cell costimulation. The record is from RefSeq and is a predicted model, not a curated record. Gene Ontology annotation, cellular component: external side of plasma membrane.